This is a messenger RNA of Penicillium bovifimosum, 2784 nucleotides long. It is a transcript of the gene orlA, whose product is annotated as putative alpha,alpha-trehalose-phosphate synthase subunit Tps2. Gene Ontology annotation, cellular component: alpha,alpha-trehalose-phosphate synthase complex (UDP-forming); cytosol. The record is from RefSeq and is a predicted model, not a curated record. Gene Ontology annotation, biological process: cellular response to heat; trehalose biosynthetic process; fungal-type cell wall organization. Gene Ontology annotation, molecular function: catalytic activity. NCBI's taxonomy places the organism in Eukaryota, Fungi, Ascomycota, Eurotiomycetes, Eurotiales, Aspergillaceae. The transcript has 3 exons. The coding region runs from base 1 to 2784 and encodes 927 amino acids.
AUGUCUGCAUCUGAGAGCCCCGCGCAGGUGCCCGACGGCCAGCCGAACCCCGUCAUUGUUGGGUCCGGAUUAAAAGCCCUCAAGAGCGAAGCCUAUACUGAUGCAACCAAUGCCACACCUGUGGCAACCAAUGAGGCCCCUUCAUACUUUGACAACCUACCGGGAGUAAAACCAUCUCAUAUCGCCCAAGGGGAAAGAAAGUCAUCUGGCAUAGAAUUGCUACGUCGCUUGAGCCUGACCUCGGAUUCUCCCAUGUCUCCCGAGACCGACCCCCGCGCACGACACUCAGGACUUAAGCUAAGCGGUCGUCUCAUCAGCGUCGCUUUCUGUAUACCAUACAAGCUCAACUUCCAAUCAGGAUCAGACUGGACCCUCAAAUCACGCUCCGGAACUUCAGCCCUGUUCGAUUCAUUCGCGCAUCUUGCAUCAGAUGAAACUUCCUGGUCACACACAUUGGUAGGCUGGACAGGAGAAGUCGAGCCUGACGUGGACCUGAAAUCACCCUUACAGCAAACACACCCUGACGCUACCGGCAAAGCACCUCAGGCUUCUAAUCUUGUUGCGAGCCAGCCGCUAAAUAAGGCCGCUGCGCCAGUUCCCGUGGACGCUACCGCCAAAAUGCCCGCUCAUCCAUUGGUGGAAGGAAUCAGUGUCACCAAGAGAGACCGAGAACGGCUUGAUGAACAGCUGAAUGAAGGUCGUCAUGGUCGGGUGCUCCCUGUUUGGCUGUCAGACGCAUCGGAGGAACCGGAAGAUACUAUUACUCUGAAGGAUCAAGGAAGAUGGCGUCGCUAUGCCGAGCGUGAGCUCUACCCCCUGCUCCACUACAAGCAGCAUGGCCCCACAGAUGGCCGAUCCGAACGGCGGUGGUGGGCCGAUUAUGUCCGCUUGAACCAACUGUUUGCGGAUCGCAUCGUACAGGAAUACCAAGAAGGAGACGUGGUCUGGGUUCACGAUUACCACUUGUUCCUUCUGCCAAGUCUGCUGCGUCAACGUAUCCCCAAUAUAUACGUGGGUUUCUUCUUACAUUCACCCUUCCCGAGCAGCGAAUUUGUACGAUGCCUCGCAAAGCGCAAGGAAAUCUUGGAAGGUGUUCUCGGCGCCAAUAUGAUUGGAUUCCAGACCUUUUCUUACUCGCGACACUUCACCUCAUGCUGUACGCGCGUCUUGGGCUUUGAGUCCAACGCUGCCGGGGUGGAUGCUUAUGGCGCCCAUGUUGCAGUGGAUGUCUUCCCCAUUGGCAUUGAUGCACAAUCGAUACAAAAGGCCGCCUUUGGGGCCCCCGAUAUUGAGGAAACGGUAUUGAACAUUCGCAAACUCUAUGCAGGGAAAAAAAUCAUUGUUGGCCGCGACCGGCUGGACAGCGUGCGCGGCGUCGCGCAAAAGCUGCAGGCAUUUGAAAUAUUCCUUGAGCGCUACCCGGAGUGGCGUGACAAAGUCGUCCUUAUCCAAGUGACAAGUCCAACCAGCGUGGAAGAAGAAAAAGAAGAUGAUGCCAAAAUUGCCGGCCAAAUCUCGAACUUGGUCUCGACCAUCAACGGAAGGUUUGGCUCUUUGAGUUUCUCGCCGGUCCAGUACUAUCCACAAUACUUGUCCCCGCGCGAGUACUUUGCUCUCUUGCGGGUAGCAGACGUCGGAUUGAUCACCACCGUGCGCGACGGCAUGAACACCACCAGUCUGGAAUAUAUUGUCUGCCAGCAGAACAACCACAGCCCCUUGAUCCUCUCUGAAUUCUCCGGUACAGCGGGUACCCUGCCCAGCGCCAUUCACAUCAACCCCUGGGAUCUGUUUGGCGUUGCUGCUGCGAUUAAUCAAGCCCUGAACAUGCCGGCGGAGCAGCGAAAGGAGCAACAUCUGAGGCUAUACAAGCAUGUGGUCACCAAUACAAUUUCAAUGUGGUCCAGGCAGUAUCUCAAUCGCUUACUGACCAACCUUUCCUCCUUUGACCAGUCGGUCGCCACACCUGCACUUGAUCGCGCGAAAUUAGUGAAACAGUAUCGCAAGGCCCGUCGACGACUGUUCAUGUUCGACUAUGACGGCACAUUGACACCGAUUGUCAAGGAUCCUCAGGCGGCCAUUCCCUCUGAUCGGGUCCUCCGCACCCUGAAGAGCUUGUCAGCCGACCCACGAAACGCAGUGUGGAUCAUCAGUGGACGCGACCAGGUUUUCCUGGACGAAUGGAUGGGUCAUAUCCCAGAACUCGGAUUGAGUGCUGAGCACGGCUGUUUCAUUCGGAAACCUGGAUCGGAAGACUGGGAGAACUUGGCCGAGAAAAGUGACAUGGGAUGGCAGAAGGAAGUCGUCGAAGUUUUCCAACACUUCACGGAGCGAACACAGGGUUCAUUCAUAGAACGGAAACGGGUGGCAUUGACCUGGCACUAUCGACGUGCAGAUCCAGAGUACGGUGCAUUCCAGGCUCGCGAAUGCCGCAAGGCUUUGGAGGAUACCGUUGCCAAACGGUGGGAUGUGGAAGUCAUGGCAGGAAAGGCCAAUCUGGAGGUUCGGCCCACCUUUGUAAACAAGGGUGCCAUUGCCACUCGGUUGGUCAAUGAGUAUGGUACGGCCCCAGGGAGCGCCCCUGACUUUAUUCUUUGUUUGGGCGAUGAUUUCACCGAUGAAGAUAUGUUCCGUGCUCUUCAAAAGUUUGACCUACCACGCGACCAUGUUUACUCGGUCACGGUAGGCGCCAGUUCUAAGCAAACCGAUGCCAGCUGGCAUUUGUUAGAACCGGCCGAUGUUAUUGGAUCAAUUCAGAUGUUAAUCAAUGCCAACCAAGAUCACUGA